UACCUGGUUGCAAAUGUUUUUGUAGAUUUUAUGGAACCAAAAGCAGCAGCAGACCAUAUGGCUGAGCAAGAUGGGGAGUUGCAAGCACAAUGAGCUCAGGAGUGCCACUCAUGCAGUUUUGCAAUAUCAGAUUUAUACUGUGGGGAAUACAUCAAUCCAAUAGUAACUACAUUUUUGAUUGAUGAGGUCAGAUUACCAGUCGUCUUCUCUGUGUGAUGCUGAUUUAGGGAUGACUUGAUCGAUGGCUGCAAUUAGUUUGUGAACCCAAGUCACUAUUCCAUGAACUGAUGAUGACUGAAAAAGUAAAUUGAGAUUUGAUCUCCAGUGAGACAGAAGUACAGAGAAGUGAUACUGAAGAAUAAUACACAAUAUUGAACUGUGGAAUUGAAAUGAGAAUGAGCUUCUAGUUCUGCUUAGCAAGAAGAACACUUGGUGAAGGAAGGCAGUUUAUAAGAAGGGGAGCAUUCCAAUAGCACCUGGCAACCAGAAAGAAUGAAUUUGGAAAAAGCUAAUGAUUGGAUAGCCUGUCCUUGAUGUCAUAAAUGGAUGAAGAAGGACAACAUAGUUUGGAGUGUAUCCAAGCCAAUCAGAUCUUUCCUAGAAAACAGCUAAUUAGAGAAGAAGAAAACCUCCAGGUUCCUUUUCCUGAGCUUCAUGGGGAAAGUACAGAAUACAUAGGACGUGCUGAGGAUGCAGUUAUUGCUUUGUCUAACUACAGAUUGCACAUCAAAUUUAAGGAAUCAGUUGUUAAUGUUCCUUUGCAGCUGAUUGAAAGUAUUGAAUGCCGUGAGAUGUUCCAGCUUCAUUUGACUUGUAAAGACUGCAAAGUUAUCAGAUGUCAAUUUUCUACUUUUGAACAAUGUCAAGAGUGGGUAAAACGUAUGAACAAUGUGAUACGACCACCUGCAAGGAUAGAAGACCUUUUUGCCUUUGCUUAUCAUGCUUGGUGUAUGGAUGUGUAUGCUAGUGAAAAAGAACAACAUGGAAACUUGUGCCGACCAGGAGAGCAUGUUGUUUCAAGAUUUAAAAAUGAGGUUGAACGAAUGUGCUUUGAUAUGCAAAAUGCAUGGAGGAUUACCAACAUCAAUGACAAAUACAAAUUGUGUGCCAGUUACCCACAGCAGUUACUUGUACCAGCUUGGUUAACUGAUAAAGAGCUUGAAAGCGUUGGAAACUUCAGAUCAUGGAAGAGGAUUCCAAGUGUUGUCUACAGGCACCAAGGCAACGGUGCAGUGAUUGCACGUUGUAGUCAGCCAGAAGUCAGUUGGUGGGGUUGGAGAAAUUCAGAUGAUGAGCACCUGAUAAAGUCUGUUGCAAAAGCUUGUGCCAUGGACAGCAAUUCCACCAAACAUGUUAACGGCAACUGUGUACGAGACUUUUCUAAUGGUAGUGACCUGUCUGAUGUGGAAUUCGAUUCUUCAAUGACUAAUCCAGCUGGAGUAGAAAAUUUAUGCAGUCCACCACACAAACUUAUGAUUUUGGAUGCUAGGUCAUAUGCAGCAGCAGUAGCUAACAGGGCAAAGGGUGGUGGGUGUGAAUGCCCUGAAUAUUACCCGAACUGUGAAGUAGUAUUUAUGGGUAUGGCAAACAUUCACUCCAUUCGAAAGAGUUUUCAGUCAUUGAGAUUUCUUUGUACACAGAUGCCAGAUCCUGCCAACAGUUGGUUAUCAGCAUUAGAAAGUACCAAAUGGCUUCAGCAUCUAUCCAUGCUUUUGAAAGCAGCGCUACUUGUAAUUAAUGCAGUCGAUCGUGACCAGCGGCCUGUUCUGGUCCACUGUUCUGAUGGCUGGGACCGAACACCACAAAUUGUGGCUCUAUCAAAAUUACUGCUGGAUCCUUACUACAGAACCAUAGAGGGUUUUCAGAUAUUGGUGGAAACUGAGUGGCUGGAUUUUGGUCAUAAAUUUGCUGAUCGGUGUGGCCAUGGUGAAAACUCAGAUGAUCUCAAUGAGCGCUGUCCUGUGUUUCUUCAGUGGCUUGAUUGUGUCCAUCAGUUACAGAGACAGUUUCCUUGUUCAUUUGAGUUUAAUGAAGCAUUCCUUGCUAAAUUGGUACAGCAUACAUAUUCUUGCCUUUUUGGAACAUUCCUGUGCAACAGUGCAAAGGAGCGUGAAGAGAAACACACUCAGGAAAGAACCUGCUCUGUUUGGUCGCUCCUGAGGCCUGCUAACAAAUCCUUCAAAAAUCUCCUGUACACCUCACAGUCUGAAACUGUACUGCAUCCAGUGUGCCAUGUAAGGAAUUUGAUGCUUUGGAGUGCAGUGUACAUCCCCAAUUCAUCUCCUUCAACGCCUGCUGAUGACCAUUGUGCACCUUAUCCAAUUCCAAGGUCCAUCCCUGAAGAGCAGCCAUUGGGAAGGUUACCAAAGACUAGAUCAUUUGACAACUUGACAACAGUUUGCGAUAAUCCUGGGCCUACAGCAAAUAGACGCUCCAGUGAUCCAAGUCUAAAUGAGAAAUGGCAGGAACAUCGCAAGUCUUUGGAACUUAACAGUGUUGGAAUAGGGGGAUUGAUGGAUGGGAAUGGACUAGAUGAUUCCUUCAACAGUGAAGCACUGGAAAUGGGAAAGCUAGGCAAGAAUCCUUUGGGAGCUGAACUUUCUGUAGCUGCUGGUGUUGGGGAAGGUCAAAUGGAGAAUAUUUUACAAGAAGCCUCUAAAGAAGAUAGUGGGUUGGAGGAGCAGUCGAAGGAUGCACCAGUAACAGAAUUAAAACGAGUCGUAAAUGUUUUAAGUAACAAAAGCGAGCUUGACAGUGGCCUGACUAAUCAAUUGGUAACUUUUGUCACAGAAUCUUCGGAAACAUUAGCAAUGAAUGAAAUGGAAAGUACUGAGCCUAAUUCUGGGCUUGUUACAAAUUCAGAAGAAGGGACCCAGGAUGGGUUGGUAGAGUCCACAACUCAGAUUCCAUUGUUGCAUGGUAUAGAUGCUGGUUUCAUAAAGGUGGCUACUGAAAAUUCUUCAAGUUAUCCAGAAUCGUUUACGGAAGCAAAUGGUUUGAUUAGUCCAAGUAUUGAACCAGAAAAUCAAUAUACUACAACUCAACCUUGCUUACCCCAUUUAUUCACUCCAGACAAACUGGAGGAGAAGAUAUCAAAUUUGGAAAGUUCUACUGAAACUUUAACGGGAGAUGGAACAAAUCAGGAAGCACCACAAACCUACUCUAGUGAUAAACCUUAUUUGAAUACCAGAGGAAAUGGUACCAUGAUACCUGCUGUAGACACUGAAAAUAGUUUUUCUCAAUUUAUACCUGAAAACCAGGACAUGGUAUUGAAAUCAAGAUUUGCAAAUGACCUACAUAGGACUUCAGAUAAAAGCGUUCAAAGUUCACAGCCUCCUCCUUGUGCCUUGUCAUUAAGUGAAUGUAAAGAUGGAUUUGUUCCUAAUGGAGAAGUCAAUAGUGAAAAUACAGUUGUGGAAAAAACAACAGACUUUGGAAGUGGUACUCAAAGAAAUAUCACAGCUAAUGGACUCUGUAUAAAUGGAGACGAGUUGAGAGGGAAAACGGUGUUAAGUAGACAAGUUUCUGCAGCUAGUUGCAGCUCUUUGCAGUUUCCAUCUGGCCAUUUUAGAAACCCCCAUCCCAAGUGGUCGCAUUACUGCUCUGGAAAACAACAGCCAGUCACAAGCCCAGAUCAACCUACACGAAGCCAUUUGGAUGAUGAUGGGCUGGCCACUUACAAUGAUAUUAUUCAACAGCGACUUCGUCAGAUAGAGGCAGGGCAUCAGCAGGAGGUAGAAACUUUAAAAAAACAGGUGCAAGAACUGUGGAGCAGGCUGGAGUGCCAGCAUUUUAGUAAUUCAUCCCUGCGUUUUAAUGGAGAUUUUAGUGACGAAGUGACCUCUAUCCCAGACUCUGAGAGCAAUAUGGAUCAGAAUUGCUUAUCUCGCUGCAGCACAGAAAUAUUCUCUGAGACCAGCUGGGAGCAAGUGGAAAAACAGGACACAGAGGUGACUCGAUGGUACCCUGAUCAUUUGGCUCCACAAUGCUAUGGCUGUGAAAGUCGAUUUUGGCUGGCUAGCAGAAAGCACCACUGCAGGGACAGGGAGCCUGUUGAUGACACAUGGAAUUGUGGGAAUGUGUUUUGCUCAAGUUGUUGCAACCAGAAGAUCCCAGUGCCGAGUCAACAGCUUUUUGAGCCUAGCCGCGUCUGUAAAUUCUGCUACAGCAGCCUUCAGCCAAAUGGGUCCACGCUGGAGAUAGAACUGGAGAAACCCAUUGCAGCUACUUCAAACUAAAGGCAAUGCCUUUCCUCCCACAAACACGCACAUUUAUGGGAUGGUACAUAAGAAGCCAAGCACUUUGGUUACUGUGCACUUGAGUGAGGACUGAUGCACAGUAUUGCUUGGAAGUUGUAACAGGAUGUGGUGGAUGGAGAUACAUGUGGAUAAAAUAACUUAAAACUGUUUGGAAGUUUAUUUUAUGGUGGCUUGUGGCGAUUGGGAUAGCGUGGGCAGUGCAGUAUAUUACUGUAUUAACCAAAGGCCUUAGACUUGCAGAAGUGGUAAGCAAAUUUUUAUCGAGCAGUCACAUCAGCACACUACUCCCUCUACAGGCUUAAUUGAAUAUAUAACAUCUUAAAAUAGAUCAGUGUUAAUUAUGUUCCUUUUAUUUACAAAAGAAAAUUGAUUUUUGGCAUGUGUACAGCAAGUAUUAUAAAUGCCCUAUAGUUACAGCAAAAUUAAUUUGCCGUGAACUGAUGGGCACUGAAGGAAUUAUAUAUUUUAAGUUUUGUUUACACAAUGUAUGGUAAGCUCAAACAUUUUUGUCUAUUUGGAACAGGAUUUAUUUUGAGCUUGGUGAAUUAACCUUUUUCUGCUCUGAUUCUGAAAUGUGAAUGAAGGUUAGAGGAGGUCAAGAAAUAAGUUCUAGAUAGGUGCCAUUGGUUACGAUAUGAUACGGGUUUCUGGGAUUGUGUUUUAAAUGCAUACUUUGACAUUUGUCAUUUCAUUUUUUCAUGCAAGCACUUUUUUUUUAUUUUUCUCUUUGUAUAUAAAGAGGACAAAACGCUAUUGCUAGCUAUAUAGCACUCUUACCUAAAAGAUAUUAAGUGCUCCUUGGCCCACCAUGAAUAGAGAUGUUUUGUUUUCCAAUUUUGUUUUUAAAAGCAGCAAUUGCUGUAGGCAUUUUUCAAAGAUGUAAAGAAAAUUACAAGUACAGCAUUUGUAUGAAGCUUAUGCUAACUCUUAGCUAUUUUGUUACUUUGUUAUUAAUGAGCAGUGUUUAAUACAUAUGCAUAUAUAUAAAAUAAAAUUGUGGGCCAGUGGUUAUACAGGUAAAAAAACACCAAGUGCUUUCUCUCCCAUUUGACUUUAGAAAAUUAACUUCAUGGUUAGAUCAUUUAAGAAUGAUGAGCUGUAAGGUAAUCAUUUAGAGCAUUUUAUGCAAACUCUUUCUUGUUCCCCUCUUUGUUCUGCCAUUAAAGAGUUAAACAAAAAUCAUUGCAGCACAAUUUGGAUUUCAAACGUUUUCCCCACUACCAAGAGGCAGGAAAGGUCCAUUUUUCAGAACAUAACAGCAACUGAUCCUUGUAACAAACAGGAAAUAAUAGUUCCGAUUGUUAUUGCAAAUUGCAGCUUGGUAUUUUACCAAUGCUGUGCUUUUGAAUUCUGGGAUCAUUUGUGCAUUCUUUUUAGCAAAAGUGACUAAAAAUUCCAUAUUAUAAGCCUGCUAGAGCACAGUAGAACUUUUUUUAUAAUAUGACUAACCACACCGAAUUCACAUUAAAAACUGUUUUAGUGAGAACAUAUGACAGACUGCACUUUAUCAGUACAUUAGUUGCUUUGUUAAUACAGUACCAUCUUUACUUUUCCACCUUUAGUUUUUCCAUGUUGGACUUGAAAUUAGAAAUCCACCUCAUCCUGGUGCUCAAUUUCACACAGUUGAAUGUGUUGAAUACACAAAGUAACAUCAUCUGGGUUUAGAACUAAAGUUAAAAUGCUGCUAAAUUUACUUUGAACAGUCUGGUCUGAUCUGUUUUUCUUUUGUCUUCUCAUCCUGUCUAAGUGACUGUUAUCCUUCAGUGGUAAUGGUAGAUACUUCUGAUUGUACACUCAAGUGGAAUUUGUAAAGUAGCACUUAAAGCCAGGCUUUAAUUGCUUUAAGAAAUGAUGCCACAAAGCUGGGUGUUGAAAAUGUAGUGCUUACCUGUUUGUAAGCUUUCAUGGCAUAUACUCUUCUGUAGCCUCAGAAUGAUUUAUUUAAAUUUAAAUAAAUUUGUCAUUUUCAUA
Molecule: messenger RNA, 6230 nt
Organism: Chiloscyllium plagiosum (whitespotted bambooshark)
Lineage: Eukaryota; Metazoa; Chordata; Chondrichthyes; Orectolobiformes; Hemiscylliidae
Source: RefSeq, a predicted model, not a curated record